UGUGUGUGUGUGUGUGUGUGUGUGUGUGUGUGUGUGUGUGUGUGUGUGUGUGUGUGUUUUGGCUGUUGCUGUUGCUGAUGCAGGGGCUUCCAGCAUGGCGUCCAUGCAGAAACGACUUCAGAAAGAGCUGUUGGCAUUGCAGAGCGAUCCUCCUCCUGGAAUGACUCUGAAUGAGAAAAGCGUGGAGAAUACUAUAACACAGUGGGUUAUUGAUAUGGAAGGAGCCUCUGGCACGCUGUACGAGGGAGAAAAAUUCCAGCUGCUAUUUAAAUUCAGUAGUCGAUAUCCGUUCGACUCGCCUCAGGUAAUGUUUACAGGAGAGAACAUUCCUGUCCAUCCUCAUAUUUAUAGCAACGGCCACAUCUGCCUGUCCAUUUUAACAGAGGACUGGUCACCAGCACUGUCUGUCCAGUCUGUGUGUCUCAGCAUCAUCAGCAUGCUGUCCAGCUGCAAGGAGAAGAGACGGCCUCCGGAUAAUUCGUUUUAUGUACGGACGUGUAACAAAAACCCAAAGAAGACUAAAUGGUGGUAUCACGAUGAUACAUGUUGAUGCUGAACUUGGCAAAGACGUUUAGAAAGAAGUCCCUGCUGACGUACAUUAGCACUUUUUUUAAACUUUUGAACUCCAGCCUCGGACUGAAAACGGAGGACGCGAACUUUUCCUCAAGGACCAGCAUUGCGCUAAUUACAAACUGGCUUCAGCUCAAGAGAAGACGUCAAGAAUCAAAGACCCCUCGAUCAGGAUCGACUCCAGAAGGAUGCCAGAUUUUAGCAACGAGUCUCUAUUCUGAUAUUUUGCGAAUGUUUGGAUUUUUGGCUUUGUCUCAAAUCGCAUGCAGGUGCAGUGCACUAACCACUUUGAGCGUCAGCAUCGCGUAUUAAAGGACCGUCGUCGCUCCUGUUACGGGGCCGAGUCGGCUUUAUAGUUGAUCAGAAAUGCAUUACAGAACAUUUAAUUUAGUGUAUCAUGUAUCCUGAGAUUUUUUUGAAACACAGCCUGUCUUUGAAUGAAGAUGUUUCGGACGGUCAAGUGCACAGUAUGCAAUUUGAGACAUCGUCUUUUUUUUUCUUUUCUACUUGAUUCAAUACGAUAAUGAAAUUUAAUAUUCUUUUCCAUUUCUUUUUGUGCAAUAAUGAGCCUAAAUCGCUUGGUUCAUCCUGAAACGUCAUUGCAUUAUUGUUGCUUUUUUGUGCAUCUGCUUCAGUUUGACGUUUACAGAGCCUGUCAAGAAUUGGGAAAGACAGAAUCUUUAAUGGUUUUCGAGACACGCAUGCUCCUUUUGUUUAUAUGCAACAAACUUGGGAAAAAAAAAAAAAAAUAGAAUUGGACAGUGAAUGGCUGGAAGAAAGUUUUGUGGGACAGAUGAGUCCAAAUCUGACACUUUUGUCUCUAACGGAAGAGCUUAUGUGAGACAGAGAACAGGAGAGAUGAUGUUAGCAGACUGCUUCACACCCACAGUCAAACAUGGAGGUGGAAGCUUAAUGGUUUGAGGUUGUUUUGGAGCAGGCCAUAAUUUGGAGACUUAUUCCAGGUGAAAGGAAUUCUGAGCCAACAUGGCAACCAUUCCUCAUUUCAACAUCAUGCUGUUCCAUCUGGACUGUGCCUGAUUGGAACCAACAAUCCAGAAAGGCAUCUCCAACUAGUGAAGAACACAAAGUAUUUCAGCUGAAUGUUUGAAGAAACAAACUGAAUGAACUCCUAUUUUGAUCCAAACGAAGUGGAAACACAGUUGAUCAUGUAUCUAUUUGUUCGGUCAAACUAAAUCUUCAUACUGUUAAAUUGCCCUAGUGUGUUGCAUAUAAACAAAAGAAACAUGUAUGGGGCUUUCAGCAACCACAGACUAGGUGUUUCCAGACUUUUGAUAAGCACUGUAUAUUUUGCACUGUGAAAUUCUCUACGAAGGCACAGAAGAGUUUCAGAUCGAAACCUCACUCACUAAUUUAUUUCUAGUUGAUGAACUGGGCAUGUGUCGAUAAUCGUUUAGGUUAAAAUCGCAUGAUGAUAUUGCUGUGAAUACUUCAAGGAAUGAUUAGAGGCAACUUUAUAUUUAUUACAUACGAUUAUUUAAUGAUGCCAUUAUUUUCACUUGAAUUUAUGUUCCUUUUUGUUUUUUCCUUUCUUUUUUCUUUCCGAAAUGGUGUUUUUCCACUCUAUAAAAAUUCCACUCACCCUCCAAGUUAUGGAAAACAGCCAACUGUACGAUUUGAUGAGCCUGUGCACACUGAGGCAUUUCUGUCUUGGGGGUCAACACUAGAAUUUGACAUAGUCGUCUUUGUUGUUUUUUUUGUUUUGUUUUUUAUUUGUUUUUUUGGCUCAGACAGCUCAGGGUUAUACUUUCUGCGACGCUUUUAUUUUAUAGUUAUUCUAGCCUUCCUGUCCGCUUUCACAACUCUAUUUACCUUUCAACCAAUUGUUAAAAGGUAUUUCCCACACCAUUCUGUGCACUCUAGAGGCUCUUGUGUGGAGAAAAUCACAGGAGCAAUACAUUUUCUGAAUUUUUUUAAAAAGACAGCCGUGCCUCAGUCGAAAUCACAGCACUCGCACGUUUUUUUCCAUUCUGAUGUUUGAUGUAAAACGCUUAGCGAAGACCUGUAGCUUCCUAAGUUUACGCCGUGCUGUUGUCUUAGUGACAAGCGCAUGAAUGAGGUAGACAGGUGUUUCUAACAAAGUGGCCGCUGAACGGACAGUACCGCUAUUCAAAAGUAUACGCAGACAUUGCGAUUUGUAAAUGUAAUAUCGGCACAUGCCUGUAGCACGCUGUAUUUUGAUUUCCCCCCGCACCAUAGCAAAAGUCUGAUGACUGUGAUUUACUCUCAGCACAGGUUCCGUAACAUAUUUAUUUAUUUGUAUGCGCGAAAUCGUGAACGGUUUCCAAAGGGCUGCUAGUUUAGUAAAGUUUAGCUUGUUUUUGCGUAUAGCUGUACCCCAGUUCGAUUUCCGGUGUCGAUCCUGAUCAGCUAACAUUUUAUCCAAGCCUAUGACACGAUCGCAAUAUUACUAUACAUAUUACUAUACAGUUCUUAUCGAAACAGCGUUUAGGAACAGUUGAGAUUGUAUAGCGCAGACCAUUGCUAGCUAGCAAGCGAAUUCGCAAAUAACUUUAGCUAGCUUCAUAUAAUAGUAGAAAUGACAACAAUAAAGGAAACAUUAGCAAGAUAUAUUGUUUAUUGAUAGUUCUGAUUUGCAAAAAAGUAUAAAAUAUAAAAAAAAUUACCUCACGUAGUUACGACUAUAGCUCACUAAUAAGUGCUGGCUAGCACGACACGCAGCUAGCUACAAUACUUAAAUAGCCUAAAUUCACUGCAUUUUUUAAGUGUUCACGCUAGCAGUAGUGGGAACUGGGAAUUAUCGGCACAUGUCUAAAUUGUUUUGAUCCCAAUUCUAUAUUUUUUUUGCGUCUCCUGUGUGUUUGUUCUCCUGGUCACACUUUUCAGACUCAGGUACUACCCCCUAUUCCCUCCCAGAGAUGAUCAGCUUUCCUACUAUUGUGUUUUAUUGUGUAUGUAUGUAUGUAUAUGUGUGUAUAUAUAUAUAUAUAUAUAUAUAUAUAUAUAUAUAUAUAUAUAUAUACAUACUGAUUUCUUUCUUUUUUUGUUUCAGAAGAAAAUAUUUUACAAAAGAAUUAAUAUGUAUAUUUAAAUUGUGUGUGUUACUCUUUAGCUGAAUGAACAUGUAAUAUAGUAAAGAACGAUUAUUUAGACGUUCGUUGCAAA
This is a messenger RNA of Silurus meridionalis, 3714 nucleotides long. RefSeq names its product ubiquitin conjugating enzyme E2 Wb (gene ube2wb). The transcript has 6 exons. Bases 95 to 550 code for a protein of 151 amino acids. Lineage: Eukaryota; Metazoa; Chordata; Actinopteri; Siluriformes; Siluridae. The record is from RefSeq and is a predicted model, not a curated record.